AUGGAUGAAAAUGGAUGUACCUUUUCAGCCUGCCCAUGCUUCUCAAACUGCUGUUAUCUAACUUGCCACAGAAGAAAGAAGGAAUGCUGCCUGUGUUGGCGCUUCCUAUUUACCAGUGAGCAGAACUGCAGCUGUUUCCCAUGCCCGUACGAAGAAGACAAACCUUACCAGUGCUGCCACUGCUCAUGUUCAGAGCACGCAAAUUGCUGGUGGUGCUGCUGCUCUUGCUCAAAUGACCCAGACUGCAAAUGCUGCUGCUGUGGUGGAGAGAAUUCAGCAUGCCAAUACUAUGCAAGCAAAUGCUGCGGAAAAUCUGUCUAUGACCAACAGCAGUCAAGAGCACCAGGGACUGUUCAGUUAACAGAUGUCAUGUCAAGAUUAAGAACUAGAAAUAAAGCACGUGUGAGUGUACCAGAAAGGAAAGGCUCCAACCAGGCUUUUCGUGAUCAGCUUGCCUGUCCACUGUGCAAACAGUUAUUUCUCCAGCCGCUUAUGCUGCCAUGCAAUCACUGCAUUUGUGAGAAAUGCAUAAUAAAAACCAAGACCAAAGCUGAAGCAACAGAUAACUAUUAUAUCAUCAUAUGCCCAGUAUGUAACAAAGCUCACUGUCUCCCUAACACAAACAAAAUUCAGCUGAGGAAGAAUUACCUUAAAGCAAAACUGGCCAAGAAAUACAUGCGCAGACACGGCAUUCUGAAAUGGAGAUUUGACCACAGUGAAAGACCAGUCUAUUGCGAAACUUGCAGGGAGAGAAGAAGAGUGGCAACUAAAAGAUGUAGAACAUGUGGAAUUAACAUGUGCAGUGAAUGUCUGCAUUUAUAUCAUACUGAGAGUGGUGCUCAAGACCACAUAUUCACCAGCACGUGUCACGAAGAUAACGAACAGUGGGCAUGCUUACUGCACUGCAACUCACACCUCUCAGAAUACUGUCUGGAUGACCACAAACUGAUCUGUGGUUUUUGCAAGAAUUCGCUGCACAGUGAUCAUGAGACCAUUCCCUUGGCAGCUGCAUGUUCAAGAGAGGCUGCUUCUCUCUCCAAUACAAUUGUAAAAUUUAAACAAGCACGCCAAGGAAUUGAUAAUGAUCUAAUGGAAGUUACCCUGCUAAAAAAUAAUUUCCAAGCCUCCAAGGAUCUCCAAAGGAAGGAGAUCAGAAAUGGAUUCUUAAAACUACAUACGGUGCUACAUGAACAAGAAAAAGAGAUGAUGGAGUUGCUUGAAAACACCGAACUUAAAAAACAGAAAGACAUUUCAGAAUACGUAAACUAUACAUUCAGCCAGCUCUCAUAUAUGGAUGGCCUUAUCCAGUAUGCUGAAGAGGCUCUUAAGGAGGAAAGUCAAGUUGUAUUUCUGCAAUCUGCACACUGUUUGGUGAAAGAAAUAGAAGAUGCAAUUCCUUCCAUUUUCCAGCCUAGCCCACAUAUCCGAGAAGAUCCCUUAAGGAAACUGCAAUUCAAAUUUGAUGAACUGUUUGCCAUUUUACAGGGAUUUUCACCAACCCUUAGUGAAACAAAACAGUUAGAAAGUAAAGCAGACAAGCAUCCCUAUUCUUUUAACCCAGAAAUAAUGGUUCCAAGGCAUGUUUCAAGCAUUCAUGAAGCCAAGCAAUCAACAAUGCUCCAAAGCGCAUCCUUAAAUUCCUUGCUUGAAUUAGGCAUGCCAAUUGAAAGCACUCUUGGGAGACCAAACUCUACACCUCCCCAUCAUUCUACACAGAGUAAUAAAAUGUGUGCAUUUUGGGAUGCAGCUUGUGAAACUUCAAGAAAACAAAGGAAAUAUCAGAUUGUUAACUUUCCAAGUUCAGAACCUAUGGAAAAAGAAUCAUUCCCAGCGCCAGGACCUGUUGUUAUAUACCAGACUGUUGUUUACCCAAGGUCUGCCAAAAUUUACUGGACUUGUCCUAUAGAAGAUGUGGAUUUCUUUGAGGUAGAAUUUUAUGAAGUUGUUGGUAUUGGUCCUGAUAACACUGUCUGCACACAACUGGACGGCAAGCUAAGCAAAAUACAGCAGCAGAACCUUGAGAUACGUAAUCUGGAUUCAAAUACAGAAUAUCUUUUCAAAGUCCGUGCUGUCAAUAAAAGUGGUCAAGGAGAAUGGAGUGAGAGUUGUAAGAUAAUUACUUCAGGUGAACACAAGAUAAUCCAAGACAGAUGGAGGACUGAGAAUAGUAUGCAGGGUACUCAGCAAACACUGAAGAGAUAG
Molecule: messenger RNA, 2202 nt
Organism: Centrocercus urophasianus (Greater sage-grouse)
Lineage: Eukaryota; Metazoa; Chordata; Aves; Galliformes; Phasianidae
Gene: TRIM42
Product: tripartite motif containing 42
Exons: 5
Coding region: 1-2202 (733 amino acids)
Biological process (GO): positive regulation of DNA-templated transcription
Cellular component (GO): chromatin; nucleoplasm
Molecular function (GO): ubiquitin-protein transferase activity; zinc ion binding; protein binding
Source: RefSeq, a predicted model, not a curated record